Xyrichtys novacula (pearly razorfish) is the source of this 23388-nucleotide messenger RNA. NCBI's taxonomy places the organism in Eukaryota, Metazoa, Chordata, Actinopteri, Labriformes, Labridae. The record is from the annotation of a GenBank genome assembly.
ACAAUACCCACAAUUCCAUCCGUGCGUCAACAGCAACAGCUAGGAUGUUGCGAUAUCGCUGGCAGCCAAAGAUUGCUGUGGUUGCAGAGAUUAGGCUGCUGUGUUUUAACCCUUGACUAAUGUUUCUCUACGUGUCAAAUCCUGCGGUGAACUGUUUUUAGCCUCGGGAACAACAGACAGAGACUGUAGUCCUCUGUCGUAUCUGCGUUUGUUUGUGUUGACGAGGGGCUGGACCGCGCUAAAGCGUUAGCUUACUAAAACCAUAGUUUAAUCGUAAGUGGAAGCAAUUAAACAGCCUGAUGGGCAGCUAUGUGCCAGCUAAUAGUCGCUUCACUUGACUGAGGAUGGAAAGAUAUUUUUCGGCGACGCUACCAAACGAGUUACACGUCGGAAACAUCGCACUCAAGACAUUAUCUUCAGAGGAUAACCUGGAUAACCUUACACGAAAUGUCAUAGCGCGUAAGUAGCUAGCACUUAGCUAGCUCGGUAAUGGCUUGACGAGAUGGAGAAGGACCUAAUGUUAUCAUCAUCAGCAGCCGACCGUGAGCAGCUGGAUGGAUAGCUAAAGAAUACUUCCUCCGGAGAUGCUUUAGCCUCCUGGGUGGUGUAAUUCACUUACAUAACAGCUAGCCGCUCUAGCUAUCACCAACUGGCUUGUGUUGGCAAGCAAAUGGGAAUUUUGCCACCAAAAAAUCCGUGUUUGUCUCAACAUCAUCCUAAGUGACAAAGGCAUCAGUGCAGGUUUUAGGCUGCAAUAGACUUACUUGAAGCUUCGGACCCUUUACAUGUACAAUCUGACCUGCAUCAUCAUCUUAUCAGUGCAAUAAGUCAGUCCACAGGAAACAAGCAGUUCAUCUCUCUCUCUGUGUGAGUGUGUGUCAGUGAUUGAGACACGCACCCUGUCAUUGCGACAACAUGAGGAAGUUCUUUGAUUCCCGUCGGGAGUUGGUGAGCUCUGGGCCUGGUUCUGGAGGAGGAGGUAGCAGCUCUGGGUCCAGUCAUGCAGGCGGAAAUUUUAUUGGUAAAUCCUUCACCGUCGGGAAGCACCAGGUUACAGUGGAGGAGAUCAUUGCUGAAGGUGAGAAUGAGUACUAGAGGCUAAAUGUUUCCCUUUAUUUUCAUGCUUCUUGUUGUUGUUGAAGCCUGAGAUAUGAUUGAUGAUAUGGGAUAUGAGUCACAUGACAAGACCAGGACUGUAACCUUAUGCCAUCCACCACAGGAAUGAUGGAGCCCUGCAUCAGAUUGCAAAACAUAGGCCUACUGCUUUUUUAUUCUCAGCUGGACUCUGACUAACUGUUUCCUGCUCGCUGUUUCAUGAUUCACAAGUGUGAUUCAAACUGACCGGAGACCUGCAUGGUUCUGUACAGUUAAUGCAGUUAUUUUUUCCCUUUUAGUAUGAAUGAAUGAAAGUUUUGUGUGCUGCACAGGCUUUAAUUCACACAUGAUUACCAGGUUUUGUAAAUAUACAGGAGUGUGCAAAACUGUGUGCUUUCAGCAGACUGAGUACUGCUGAUGAAUCAGCAACCAAAUAAAGCUACUGUAUUCAUCAUUUUGAAUUGAAAACACAAUAUUUAUGCUUGCUUUACCUUGCAAUUUGUCGUGACUUUAUAAAGCAAAACAACUUCUUAGGCCAGCAGUAUAUACACACAAGUCAAUACUACACUAUCUUCUUUUGGUAUAAUACCUUACUUUACUGUCUGUUGUUUUUAGGAUGGUUUUCAUGUCAUUUUUAGGGCCAAAGGUUGUAGAUACAAAUAACAGUUUUUGCCACCAACUUGUCAAAGCCAGGGUCUAAGCAUAAAGAGAGUAUUGUAUAGCAGUAUAUUUACACAAAUCAAUACUGCACUAUGUACUUUUUCUAUAAUACCUUACUUUUGACUGUCUGUUGUUUUUAGGAUGAUUUUCAGCUGCCAUUUUUGUGGCUAAAGGUUGUACAUACAAAUCAGAGUUUUUGUCACCAACUUGUCAAAGCCAAGGUCUAAGCAUAGAAGAGAGAGUAUUGUAUAGCAGUAUACACACAAGUCAAUAUUGCACUAUGUACUUUUGGUAUAAUAUCAAUCAAUCAAUCAGUCUUUAAAGAAACAAAGAAUACCCAAAUUUACCCCAACCCAAGAUUAGAAGAAUACCCAAAUCUACCCCAGCCCAACCCCUCAUUCCCACCCCACGAUCUAAUUGCAACAGAAACAGUAUUAAAAUGCAUAAACUUAAAAAGGGCUUGGUGUCAUGGAAACAGGAAUGUGCGCACUGAGGAAACGUCAUUUUAAAACUCAAGAUAAGGAAACACUGGAGGUUUAUGUUAAUAUCUAAAAACAAAGAAACAAAGAAUGAAGUUUGAGAAAUAAUAAAAUGAAAUGAAAACAACAGUAAAAGAUAGUAAAAUAAGAGCACCAAGUAAUACCUUACUUUAGAUUAUCUGUUGGUUUUAGGAUGAUUUUUAUCUGUCAUUUUUGUGGCCAAAGGUUUUAGAUACAAUCACAGUUUUUGUCACCAACUUAUUAAAGCCAGGGUCUUUUCAUAGAAGGAAGACGGUAUUGUAAAGCCGGUCAGGACUUCAGUAUUUGGUCCUAAAGUUGAAGUCAUGCAGUCAUGUCCGUUGGUAUCUCUUUCACAUUUAUGGAGCUACAGUGGAAUACAAUACCAUUUAACACGUGUCACGUUGAGGUUGCAGCACAAGCCGCAGUGUCUGCCUGAAAUUGAUGACUCUGUCACGACCAAACUCGGCAAAGUGAAUUUGUGGUCCAGGCAAUACCAGAUGGUUAGGCCUCAAUGUAGGCCUCCACGUAAACCCUGCAGCAAUGACAUGACUAAUACAUGAUGCUAUAAGGCUGCUCCAUUUGGGCCUGAUCAUGCCUUUAGAUGCUACAUCGAGACAAAACUUGCUGUAGUAGCUUACUGCUGCCAGUAAAAAGUAGUAUUUGAACUAAAAUUCCCAAAUCGUGAUGCCUAAAGAUGACUAUUUAAAGAUUAGUUUGGGGGAUUUGUAUGUUUUUGUUUAGAGGAUAAGAUAGUAGAUAGAAGAGGAAAAUGGAGAGGAGGAUAAUGUGGGAAAUGGCCACAGAUUGGAUUUUAACCCAAGUCACUGCUAUGAGGGUUGUAGCCUCGAUACACGGGGUGCAUAACUUAACCACCAAGAGACGCCUCUAAGGUCAUUUUGGAGAAUGAAAUGAUGCUUUUGGUCCAGGAUCUCAAAUGUGUGUUGUGACUGUAAUUUAAUCCAUGAAUAAUUUUGAUGUGCUUUAGGUUUCUGCUGAACUGUUAGUCUGAAAGAUUUCGUAGGUAUUUCUCACAUCUCUGUUAGGGCUUACAUUUCCACUUGGUUUCUGUCUCACUCCUGCAGGUGGUUUUGCAAUCGUGUUCCUCGUGAAAACAAAUCAAGGGGUGCGCUGCGCCCUGAAGAGGAUGUAUGUCAACAAUGAACAUGAUCUGCAGGUGUGCAAGUGUGAGAUUCAAAUAAUGGUGAGUCGCUGAGAUUUUCUGUUUGUUCUCAAACUGAGUUUGUGUGUUUUUUGGAGGGAAUAAAUACCCCAUGCUGAGACAGUUACACAAUAGUAAGUGUACUUGUAUAUUUUUGAGAAAAAUAAGUGAAACUUAUCAAAUAUAUCUCUGUUCAACAUGGAGAAUACAAUCCAGUCCUCUUUGGGCCUGCAGCAGGGUUGUGUUGAUGGCUGUACUGUAUUUAUUCAACUGGUUCUCAUGUACCCUUUUGUUUUCAUAGUGUCGACUUGCAUGUUUUGCUCUCCCCCUGAGCUUCAUUGUGGAGAAAGUAUGGGGGCUGUUUUUAUGACCAUCAAUCCUAAAAGGACUGUGUAGUCCUUGAUGUGUUAUUUUUUAGCAUCUAUUUCUGGGAAGAAAAAUCAGAAUUUGUCAUCCUAUAAUAAAAGUUGUUUCCCUAAGGUGACAAUGUGUUUGUGUGCUAAAUGCGUCUCAGCUAUAAAUGAAAUCUACAUGAGAAUCACACUGGUUAGGAAGGAAGAAAGUCCCUGUACUGACACAGAGCAUUGCUGAGAUUCAUGUGGUCUAUAAUUGAAAAGACACUAAAUCAAUUCUUUGUAGACAACCACAGGAUAGGAAUCUGUCAUCUGUACUAUUGAUAAAUUCAUCCCUGCAAUUUUUUGGAGCUUGACUCUGUCAUUUAUCAAGUUCACUCACUGAAUUUGUUUGUUUGUGUCUGAAGGAAAACUCAGGAAGGAAGGAAGGAAGGAAGGAAGCAGUAAAAUUUCAAAGUGCAUUAAAAGUGGCUGAUUGUAUCAGCAUGAGGCAGAAUUACAGACCGUACACAUUUUGAAAACCAAGGCUCUGGAUUCCCUUAGAAAUCAAACGUUAAUCUACGUAAUUCUCCUUUAUAUCACACACAACAUGGUGCCUUCUUUAACUCUGGAAAUCUGUUUCAUUCUUUUAGCCUCCAGCUGGUCCUCUACACACAAACACAUUUGAACAUGCAGACAUACACACAGUGCUUAACCUCUGCUGCAGCACUGGACGUUUUUUCAUUACCUAAUAGGUUGCUGAUUUCAGCUCACUAUUGCAGCUCCCUCUGCAGGUGACGGCCUCACAAUGCAUCACAAUACACUGACCAGAUUAAGGGAGGGCACACCAUUAUGCCAUUUGAUCCUCAAAAUACACUGCAGUGAAGUCUCCUGGUGCUGUAUUUUUAUGUGUGUUUAUGUGUCAUGAACUGUUCUUCCUCUUCUACAGGAUAUGGAGUUGCCUUUUGGCUUUAAUGCAAACAGGGUGCUGAGUAAUUUGUUAACACUCUUGAAUGUGUGUUUGUGUUCUUGCAGAAAGACCUCGUUGGUCAUAAGAAUAUAGUGGGCUAUCUGGACUCCAGUAUCACGGCGAUGGGAUCACGGGAUGUAUGGGAGGUUUUUAUUCUAAUGGACUUCUGUAAGGGUGAGUGCUGACAGGGAAAUAUGGUGUACAGUCUCAGCUUUUGGAUUUGUCUUCAUGCUCUUUAACCCUCGGAGCAUCUUGGGGACAAAAAUUGACAUUUUGGGUGUGUUUUUUUUUGUUCUUCUCUCAGUAACCCAGUCAGUUAAAAGGCUAGCUGUAUGAAAUUUUGGCACUAUUUUUUUUUCAUUUUUAUUUCCUUAAUUCUAAAAGCCUGUCUACUGGAAGUGUUUAGAAUAGGAGAUUUGCAUCACACCGACACUUGGUAACCUUGUGGCCAAAUUUGGCCAAUUGACUCCCAUUAUAACCACAUAUUUGUCAUACGCUAUAAUCCUAACAUAUUGUAAUGCUUUUUCUAUUUAUACCUAAUAGAUCUAAGCUUUUAUCUUCAUCGUCAUUCCCUACAUAAUGAGUCCAAACUGUAUAAGUGUUGUAAAAAACUCAGAGAAGUAAGGUUGUGUUCAUGUACCCGUGAGGUUAAUCCCUCCUGAUGGUUUUGCUUUAUUUGCAGGGGGGCAGGUGGUCAACUUGAUGAAUCAGAGGCUGCAGACCGGCUUCACCGAGGCAGAGGUGCUGCAGAUCUUCUGUGACACCUGUGAUGCUGUUUCUCGCCUACACCAGCGCAAGGCACCCAUCAUCCACAGAGACCUUAAGGUGACGCAUUUUGUUACUUUUGUCCACUUUCAUUUUUCUCCUCUGCAAUUUGGAGUUGAAGGACAGGAAGUCUGUUCUAUGUUAACUCAGGGUCGAUCUCUGAAUUCCUUUUGUUGUCAUCUCACAACAAUAUUUGCACUUUUGCCGUGUUUCUGGCGUUGGCAGCUGUAAGGGAUCAGCAGUUUCCCCAAUUCACAACUUCAGCAACUGUGUGCUCUGAUCAAAAUCACAGCUCUUGAUUUGUUGUAUUUCCUUGGAAAACUCUUGUUCAUCUGUUGACUAAAUCUCAGAUUUGCUGUAAACAGUAGAAAGGCGUCACUUUGGCUAACUGAAAUGAAUCCGAAAAAACAAUCUGUUUUUUGCAACUCAAGGUAUUAAGUUUGACAAAACAACAACAUUACGAUGCAGAUCUGUUAAAGUCCCACGCUGAUUUUCUUUUUUUUUACCACUUAAAGUGUUCUCAGUGGUCUUUAAAUCGUGAUUAUGGAGUUUUUAGCCAAAAUCAUGUUACCUGUGUCAUUUUCAAGGGCUUUUCUUCUGCAGAGCUCCAGGAGAUCAUUAGCAAUUCGCCUCUGAGUCGUGGGCGGAAACAGCGCUGCUCUGCGCAUGUCUCUUCAAGUUAGCUUGUAGCCUAACAUUGCCAGUGUAGUAAAAGUAGCAGGUAACAUAGAAGCUAUUCAGCUAUUCAGACACUAAUGUCUUUGGAGGCAAUAUCACAAUUAAGACACGCUUGUACCGUUAUUGUCCUCUCUACUUAUCCGAGUGUGGCCUGCAUAGCGGGGCUCAGGGGGCGGAGCUUGGAUUUGCUAUGUAGGAAAUCUCACUGUGUCUGAACCCGCUGUUUGGGUCUGCCAGAGAUUCACAGCGAUUUGAAGGCAGAAAUACUCAGGAAUGCAAUUUCACAUUUAGCUUUCUCAUGAUAUGUCCUGUAGCAUCAGAAAAAUGCCAUAUGAACAUGUAGACAACAAGAAAAACAUGAUUUUCAUCGGAGUGGGUCAUUCCUCAUGAUGAGAGAACAACUUUUAUCUUUCUUGUUUGUUGAUUGGAUGUUGACUCCGCCUUUUUUAUGCAGUAAGUUAGGAAACUUGUAUACCGAUGAGCUAUUGUAACACAGUAUUGUGCAAAUAUGUUGCUUACAUUGAAAUGAGUGAUUUAGAAAGGAUUGUCAGAAAACCCUUUAAGUUCUCUGUUUAGAUAAAUCUGCCGAUUAGAGAGGAGGCUUGGAGGAGGGAGUAUGUUGUUAUAACAGAGUGCAUAUUACCUGGAGGGGAGAGGAGAUGUCACUUAUUCUGCAGUGUUGGUUUCUUUGUUGACAGAUGCUUUUUCGAAUGUAAGAGAGCUUAAAGCCUUGAACUUAAAUCUACAUGUUGAAAUGCUUAUCUGUACAGAAGCACAAGCUAUGUACCCACACAUUUAGUAAAUUUAGACCAUGAUAACAUGUUUAUUUCAGUCCUUUUCUCAAGAUCUAGAUUGAUUUAGCUCACUGUCUGAGGACAAUAAGGCUGUUUUUCCUCUCCUGACACAUUAUUGUGUUACUAGACUUUAUCACAUCAUGUCAAGAGAACAGAGCUGGUUUUCGUGAUGUGAAGUGAAGAUUUUAAAGAGAGCAAAAUCUGAUAAACAAGUCACCAGUCCCCAUGUUGCAAGAGAAAAGGAUUGCACUGCAGCAGGUCUGCAUGUUGGUGACUGCUCGUGUUUCAUGUCCUGUGUGUCUUCAGGUGGAGAACAUCCUCCUGCAUGACAAGGGUCAUUAUGUUCUGUGCGACUUUGGCAGCGCCACCAAUAAGUUCCAGAGCCCGCAGACUGAAGGAGUGGCCGCUGUGGAGGAGGAGAUCAAAAAGUUUGUGCCUCCUUUCAUGUGCUUUGGCAGUAUUCACAGCUUUCAGUUAUGAGCACCCCUUUUGUUAGACUGUACAGAAAUCGACAGCACAGUUUUUCAUCCACGAGCCACUUUGAUGUUGUUUUUGUUUGGUUAUUUUUAUUUGGCUGAUUGAAUUUUCUCGUCUCAUCCGUAUUUGUGCUGUAAGUGUCUGCAGAUCAAUCAAUAUUUCAUUAUGUGAGCAGAAAGGGGUUUUCUUUUUUAUGUAGAAGAGGAUUUUAAUGGACAAACCCUCAUUAUCAGCACAGAACAACUUGUAGGCUGUUUAAUUUCUGUGCUGCGUUAAAAUCAGGUGAUCUUCUAAUUUUAACUGUUCUCGUCCUAAUACUUUCCUCCUCUUCUCUCUCAGGUACACCACUUUAUCAUAUCGUGCCCCUGAGAUGGUGAACCUUUACAACAACAUGAUUAUCACAACAAAAGCAGAUAUCUGGGUGAGUGAAGAUGACACUUACAGUAGAAGUAUUUAUCUGGUACAUUUGAUGAAAUGUAAACUAAUAUGUGUUUGUUUUUUUAACCGGGCUUACUGUCAUUGAUUGAUCCUCUCUUCCCCUCCUCUUCCUCCUCCCUCUCUUGUUUUGUUUCUAUGUGGUGUGACGGGACGUGCAUGUCAUGUUUUUCUCCAGGCGUUGGGCUGUUUGCUGUACAAGUUGUGCUUCUUCACUCUGCCCUUUGGUGAAAGCCAGGUGGCCAUCUGUGAUGGCAGUUUCACAAUUCCUGACAACUCCCGCUACUCUUACGAUCUACACUGCCUCAUUCGUCAGUCACUCUGAAUUUUCUCUAUCCUUACAACACACAAUUUAGUUUUCACUUGCCAUCGAAGCCUGUCUUCAUUUCAGGAGACCCUCUCUCAUUUCUUCAUUGUGGUCCCGCAGGGUACAUGCUGGAGCCAGAUCCUGACAAAAGACCAGAUAUCUACCAGGUGUCCUACUUUGCUUUUAAACUAGCUCAGCGGACCUGCCCUGUCCAGAAUGUGAAGGUCAGUCUCUCUCAGCACAGGCGUCAGCUGAAAUAUUUGGAUUCUGCUUAGCUUUCUCUCAUCAGGGAUUGAUUUUCAUGUCGUAUUCGGUAGAAUCUGCUCUGAAUUUUCUGCCUGACCCACCAGUUGUCCCACAGUGGGAGGUGCUCCACUGCAUCAGAUACAAACAGCAGAAACACUGAUGAUGCUACAGAGUUUCACUGUCAAAUUGCAAAGAAUCAUGAUAUUUAAUGUCCACUUUGUUUGAGUUCUGUCUUUGCGUUUCUUUUCCAUAAUGCAGAAUUCUCCGAUUCCUACUAAACUUCCCGAGCCAAUCAAAGCGAGCGAGGCUGCUGCAGCAAAGAAGAGCCAGAAUAAGCCCAGGCAAGCAUGACCUGCUUACACUAUAUUACUGUUAAAGCUGUAGUAACACCACAUUUAGUGGAAAUCAUCAGAUAGACUGACACUCAUUAAAUAAUUAUGUUGACACGACUUACAACGAUGAACAAGAAGGCCAACGCCUCACCUCUGUUACAGACUGACGGAUCCAAUCCCCACCACUGAAACCUCCAUCACCCCUCGCCAGAGGCCCAAAGCAGCCCAUACUCAGCCCGCGGCUGGCAUCCUACCCAUCCAGCCUGCUGCUCUCACCCCGCGCAAGCGAGCUAAUCUCCCUGGUGGUGCUGCUCAGCCUGUGGGUGAGUGCAGCGCUUCGUCCUUACUCUACUAUCUGACACAGUGAAAAGAAAGUGAUGUGCAGAAAGUCAGGAAUCUCUAAUCCUUUCAGCACACUGUGAAUACUGCAAUUCUCUAAAUGAACUGAUCGGGGAUGAAGGUUAAGACACAUGCAAAUUUAAGCAAUCUAACCACCAGCUAACGUGAUUAUGUAAUGAUUCCAUCCACAUCUCAGCUUUUGUACCUGUUACAGCACUUUGAAGUCUUUUUUUUGGCAUUUAAAGAUCAUUCCACCUUCCUGUAUAGAUGUUUAAGAUGCAAAUUUUUGUAAGUGAACAGCUAAGCCUUUUUUGUGAUAUUUACCAGGCUUUUGAUCUGUAUAAUCAUUAAGAUUCACAUUUUUCCAUGCUGUUGAGUAAUAUGCAGUCUGCGCUCUUUGUAACCUCCCACAGGAGUCAGCUUAGACCUCUCUCAGCCAGCUGCAGCUCUGCAGUCACAGAAGGCUCAGGCUUCGGCUCUGCCUCUCAUCCAGUCUCAAAGCAAUUCAAGUCAGGCUGUAGCCCAGCAGAAGCAGGUACACACUGACAAAUUAUACACAACAAAAAAACAGGAGCUUUGCUAAGAUUCAAGGAAGUGCAAACCCUAGAUUGUAUGUAAUCUGUUUAUUGCUCAUAAACAUCCAUGAUUAGGAAAAAAUCUGUGAAAUUGACAGUUAUUAGAUGCAACAGUUUUGCAUUUUGCGAGGUGAACAUGCGCUUCCAGUUUAAAGCAUUUGCAUUCAGCUGCAUUUCGAAGGGACUUGGACGAAGUACCAGGGUCUUUAAUUCACUUCUCAGAAGGAGUCCUGUAAUACUCAGAAGCCUCAUUUCUUAAUGUUCGCAGGUUUUAAGACUUAAAUGGUGCAGUUUUGAUGGAAACACGAGUUUUGUUUCUCCCCUCUGCCUUCUUUAAACUUGAAUCGACACUUCUUUGUGGAAAUGUUCUCCUAUUCUCAGAGAAAUUAUGGGCGGCUUAUGAAUAAAUUGACUGAAACAGAAACAACAGUUACUUGUAGCAGUUGUUUAUGAUGGUUUGCAAAUAUGAUUUUUGUGUUUAACAUAUUCCGUUGUAUGUAUUUGUUUGAAAGUCAGUGCAGCCAAUCGCAGCUCCAGCAACAGAGACAACAGCAGCAGCAGCAGCAGCAGCAGUCGUGUCACCCAUGAUCAAAGCAGACGUCCAACCACAAGCACAGCCCACAGUUCAGCAGCAAACCACACCUUCGUCUGUGGUCGGUACAACCCCGCAGCAGGCUGAUCAGACUCCAUCCAGCCCCGCCCCACCUCAGCGUCCAGCUCGGCGUAAGCAGGCAGGCCAGGCCCCGCAGUCUGCAGCUCAGGCUUCACCCAGCAAAACGGCCCCGAGUCAGCCGCAGGUAUCUCAGCAGAUAACUCAGCCUCCUGCAGCCCAGGCGCCGCCCGCCUGUACUGAGAUCAGCCAAAAAGCAGCCGAGACGGUAUGUGGCUCUCCAGUCUUCAUCAGGUUUUCUUCAUCACUAGUCAGAUCAGAUGACUUUUCUUUUAUUCUGUCCGUCCAGUAUCUUUACAGUUACAUGACCCAGAAUUCAUCCAAUGACUUUCUCAUUAUGAGUUAUUAUAUUUUAGACAAAAGAAUCGUGAUGAUGUGUGUCAUGGACUAAAUCCAACGAUCAUUACACUUUUUUUUCCAUCCAGUGUAGCUUUUAUUGAUUCAUCUCUCUAUUUCUGCAUGUUUGUUUCAUCAGACUCCACCUGCUUCUCCAAAGACAACUGAAGAACGAGGUCAUCAACGCACACCGAGCGACGCCACGCUGAGCAGCGUCACUGUUGACGCCACUCAGCAGCUGCAGGGAGCUAAUGGAGACGCUGUUCUGAUUCAGUAAGACGUAUAGGUGUAUUCAAAGUAACCUGAAGGGGAUUCACUUUUCUUCUUUGUAUUUAUAUUUUAUGUCGUUUUUCCUUCCAGAUCGAUCACAUCUCAACCAAACGCCACUCAGCCCUCCGUUGGUGAUGCAGCCCAGGACCAGAGCAAAGCUGGAUCCACAAACACCCCCACACAACCUGCGUGGAACCCGUUUGAUGACGACAGCUUCUCCAGCCUUGCUGGCGAGGAAGUUCAGGCUGAAGAAGCAAAGCCUGCUGGUAAAUAAUUUGUCGUGUGUCUUUUUAAUGUUUUUCAUAGAUGACUAAAUGCUAAAAACACAAUUCCUCUUUUGCAGAAAUACCUUCAGAAGCUGAGCCUGCGGCCUCUGAGGAGCUGAUCCCAGGUCUACAGACCUCAGCUGUAGAUGAUACUCUUCAAGACAGUGGUAUUUCACAUUUUUCUCUUUAUAUCAGACAAAAUUUAGAUUCAUGUUCCACAUUUUAAGUUUUGGCUGUUUAAAAGUUCACGUCAUGUAUCUUUUAAAUUUACGCAUGUAAAUGUCUUCUUGAAAUAUUUGAACAAACAUAUUUUUUCCUGUGGAAUAGUCUCAUUUUUUGUUGUAAUUCAUCGGUUUAUUUUUAGCCUUUUUUAUAGAUGUUAGUUAAGUAUAUUUUACAUAAUUUUAAAGGUGUUUUAUAAAUCUCUGACAGAGAUUUACAAAUAUCUUGAUGGUUUUCUCCCCUUUAAAACGCCACUGAUGUGUCUGACUUUUAAUAAAUAAUGUAAUAUGAUAGUAAUUGGAGGGCUAAACCUCUUAAAGCGCCUGAUCCAUCAGUCUGGUAGUUUUCAGAAGCUCCUAAAAGCAGAUGCUGCUUAUCUGCAUCAAUCACAUCAAUAAAAGAAAGAGUUUUUAAAUUAAGUAUUUAAACACUGCUUUUGUUUUCCAGCUGAAAAAACAUCAGCCGCCUUUGAUGCAGAUUCUGGACUCUUGGUUGUGCCGGGUGCUUUCCGUACCCUUGAACUGUCAGAUACACCAGGUAAGCCCCCCAGUCCCUCUCCCUCUGUAGACUUAAAUGCACCUCUGAAUGGUUCUAAUGUUUGCUCAGUAACAUUAGAAAGACAUGGAAAUCACUAACAGUAUGAAUGGUAAUCCUUCAUCAGCAGACAGACUUACUCUCCUCUGAGCUUGUAUUGGAAAGUUCUAAAAAAUGGUGAAAUGAGACUCCAAAUAACGUUGACCAAAGUUUACUGACCGUUUCAGUUUUUAAAAGAUACAAACAUGGUGGAAAAAUAGCAAUACAAACAAGGGGUAGCUUGGUUUCACUGCGUUACGUGCAUUUUUUUUUCUCUGUCUCGUACACACAGCGCGUUAGCUCAUAGCAUGUUGCUAGCGGCUUCUCCGUAUUUUUUCUAUCGACGAAACACAGACUGACUAGACCUUCCUAGUUACUCCUUCAAAAUAAAAGCAGCGUAUAGUCUUUCCAAAAUAAACUCAAAUAGUGCAUAUCAAUACUGAAACAUGCAGUAAACAAUUAUGUUUCUCAAUAUGUUUUUAACUCUAAACAGUGCAAUCUUCUUUUAACUAUUUAAUACUUAUUUAAAGUACUUCCUUUUAAUGAACAUAAAUCACAACAUGCAACAAACCACAACAGAGCUCAUCCCAUCAGGGUCCUGAGGAUUAUCAAUCUUUUCCUUUUCUGUUUAAGAAACAUGUUCUCUCCAUAAAUUCUCCUGAGGCUGAUGCUGUUAUUUUUUUGCUUUGCUCUCACGUGUUUCUUCUUGUCUCUAAUUCUUCACCGGCCUUCAGAGAAGCUGAUUGAAGGACUCAAAUCUCCUGAACCAUCUUCACUCAUGCUUCCAGACCUCCUGUCAUUGUCUGAUCCCUUUGGUGGAUCUGUGGAGGAGUCUGCAAAAGGUGUGUGAGAGCACCACGCAGUAACAGUCAUCAUGAAUGAAUUCACUCUUUAUGAAAUUUCAAUCAACUUAAUGUUGAUAUAGAAACGAGGUCUGCUCUCUUGCUUUCAUCUUGCAGUUUUAAAGAUUACUGAAUGUUUUUUUUAUUCUUCCAUGAAGCUUUGGCCACAUUCAGACCUUUGAUAUUUAGUUUUCCAGAGUGAAUACAUCUCUUAUUUCAGCUUUUUUUUUUUACUCAUGUGAGCAUACUUGUCCUCAGUCUAAAAUGUUGAGCUGAAUUUUUUCCCUGCUCCUUUUUAAAUGUGAUUCUGCGGAUGUUUCUCAGACUCUCUGACUGCAGACGACUCUCUUCUUGGCUGCUCUUUGAUCUCUGGUCCAUCCGCCCCUCCGGCAGCGGGCAGCGCCACCUCCUCUGUGUCCUCUGCUCCCACCUCUGCCACCUCGGCUUUAGAUGAUUUCAGCCUGUUGUCUGGAGACUCUGGACAGCCCAAAGCAGGUAAGUCCACAACAUACAAACAUACACUCUGAUACUGGAGCGCAAUACUUUUAAAUUACUGGCAGAGGUUUGACAAAAACAUACCAGUUACAACUGCAGCAAAAAGAUUUCCCUCCAAUUAUUCUUUAAUUAGAUAUUGAUGUUCCUGUAAGGCUGUUUUACUCUCAAAAAUUAAAUCUUAUUUGAGCUCCAUUAAAGCAACAUUAUGUAAUUAAAGUGUCAUUGUGAAUGAAGUGGGCAUGUUUUCUGCUUCGGUGCUUGACUCUUUAGGAUUAAGAAUUCAUUUUUUCAUUUCAGAGAAAAACUCAGUGCUAAUUUUAAUCUUUUUGAUCAUCUCACAUGUGCGCGGUUAUUCAGAUAUUCGUGUAAAUGGGGCUGUCCUUACUAUCCGUUAAGUAAAUGAUAUUCAUUUAUUCUAUCAAAAAAAAAAGAAAAGUGGGGAAAAAAAGAAAAAGUGAAAAAAAAAGCCUCUUUUUUUUAUUACGUUUUGACUGUCAUAAAAGUGUGCAUUAAACAAGCUAAAAUGUGUGGAUCAUUUGCGUGCGACUCUUUCUGCCUGGCUCGCUGCUCUGGGCUCGCAGCACUGGCCUGCAUCGUGGGUUAACUUCCUCAGAGUGAAUCAACACAUGUGAUCAGCCAGAGCUGCUUGGCUUAAUUGAUUUGAUCUUUCACGUACUUUGUCAUUCUCCAGCGCUAAAAUAAGAUUCUGUAACAUAUUUUAAUAUUAUAAGCAUGGCUUUCAUGUACUCGUAAUAUUUAUUUCAGAUGAUAUCUGGCCAUAUAGAUCGACAUGUGCUCAAUUUGGGCUUUUUUCUGAGAGUUCAUUCAUUUUCGUGUAUUCGAAUAUUCGGUUUCGUUUAAACGUCAGUGAAAUUAACCGCUGGGAACAUCCCUAAUCUCAAUCAAUCUCCAUCUCCUCUCAAACAUUGUUUUGAUUUUGAUCGAUCCAUACACAAACCAGCUUUUAAAGAGAUCAGUCUACAUUGGGAUAAAAGCCCAUACUCAGUAUGUAGGCCUGAGGAUAGACUCAAAUUCAAUCAAAUUUUAUUUAUAUAGCGCCAAUUCACAACAGUCGUCAUCCCAAGACGCUUUCCAAAGAAAAAGAGCAGGUCUAGACCACGCUUAUUGUUUGAUGAAUUAUCAAGACCCAACCUUAAGAUGGGACAGAUUUGGCGCAUUUCAUCUAACAUGAGCGACAGUGGCAAGAAAAAACUUCUGAUUAACAGGCAGAAACCUUGGAAAGGACCAGACUCAUGUUUGACAGCCACCUCACAGCUGCUGCUUGGUCGAGGAGAAAUACAGAGAGAUAGGGAGGGAGGGAGACAGGAGUAGGAGAGAGGGCAGGGGGAGAGGAAGAGAACAAGGGAGAGGAAGGAGAGAGAAAACUUCUCAUGUUGACUAGAGUCGAUGCUCCCUCCUUGUCACCUUCAAUUUUUAUCCUCUUAUCUCUAAAGCAAGAGUUAAUUUUUAGCAAAGUUAGAAGAAAUAUCUGUGUGCUUCUAUUGGAAUCUGAAAACAGUACGGGGUGUUUUUAGCGCAGAGCUCCACAGCUGUGGUUCGUUUUUUCUUUCUUGGCUUAAAACCAUUUGACUGCAGUCGACAGCUCCAUCUCUGAAUCACUGCCUGCGUGUGAGCCAGCUGCAUGAUCCUAAUGAUCACUGAUCUGUCCUCAUAAUAAUUGAUCAAAUAUGCUUUGUACUGCUGGAGAGCUUCUGAAGAGUUUUUGCACUAAUUGCUGGUUUUAAAAACUUUUUUUUUUUUUUUUUACCAGAUUUGGUGGAAGAAGUUUCUCCCCCCUCUAAUUGGCCUUACUGCUUUUUGAGUAUUUUUGCAUCACUGCCUUGAAUACUUUCUUACUUUCACACCCACAUCCACUCUCCUUUCAUCCUCUGCAGACUCGUCUCUUCUGAUCUCAGACUUCGAGCCGCAGCAGGCGGGUACAGAGGCCGCUGAGGAUGAGGAUGAGUUCGAUCCCAUUCCCGUCACGGGCCGCAAGAACUCACAAGGUAAGUUUCAGCAUUCCUAUGGAAGCUCAGGUGGGUCAAGUGGGAUUUAAAGCACAAGCUCUUCAUUUGUUUCCCCUCAGUUGCAUGCUGGUUUUUAAAGAAGUGCACAGUUGAUGGUUAUUUGUUAAAACACCGUUAAAUGACUCAAGGUAAACGGGUAAAUUCUGCCCUCUCUCUCUCUCUCUCUCUCUCUCUCUCUCUCUCUCUCUCUCUCUCUCUCUUUCUCUCUUUCUCUCUCCCACCCUUAACUGCUUGUUGUGACCCCUUGCUCCUCUCCUUUUCCUCCUCUCUGUUUGCCUGUUCUCAACCCCCCUCGCUCCCCCCCUCUGUCUCUCCGGCCAGUUUCAGGAGGCCACUCGCGCAGUAACAGUGGCGGCUCUGAAUCCAGCCUGCCCAGCUUGGCUCGCUCCCUGAUGCUGGUGGACCAGCUCAUCGACUUGUAGACGCCCACGCAGCCCCCCAGCCUCCCCCGCCCCCCUCACCUACCCCAUAGAAGCUGUAACACUGGAUUAUAGACUGGCAUAGCAUAACAGCAAUCAACACUGUUGUCAUAGCUAGCUUCCUGUGCCCUCCCAGCUGUCACCUCCAUUCUAGUCGCUCCUGUAGAAACAGCCUUUGCCUCUCAGCGCUUCUUCAUCCCCCGCCCUCUCUGCCGCCAUUAACAGCUGCAUUAACUUCUCCUCGCCUCUCAUCUCUCAUCCUCUCACUCACAUUUUCUCUUUGUUGUUCUCUACAUAUCACGUAUCGUCCAUGGGUUCAAAACGUGGCCAGUAGACUAACAUCAUCCUUUCUGAACAUUACAUCUCUCUGUCAAUCAGGAUAUGAUAUAGCUAUCCCGUUUGUUUCAACAAUAUUGCAUUGCGUCUAAUAGCAAACAAUAGAAGAUCAUUGUUGUAAUGUUCAAUAGACAUAGUUAUAAGUGGUUGUAGUUAUUAUGGUGCACAAGUGAAUUUGUCGUUGUUUGCCUUUUUAAAUUCUCCUCCCUAGAUUUAUUUGCACAUAUUAGAGUCAAACCAUGAAAGACGAAACGACCAUUUCUUUAAAUAACGUCCGUUUAUUUCUUCUGUAAAAGGGAAACAUAGUCAUGUAGCCUAAUUUGCACAGUAGCAUUAAUGUUACCUCUGUCGGGGCUGUUAGAUGGAAUAUCUGAAGCUGCUAUAGAUACUACUGAGAGAUUACAUCAGAUUAAGUGUAACAGUGAUAGGAAACAAAACAGCCAUAAUUAUACGUCCCCCAAAAUCACAACACUAACCUUUCGUGAGCAAGACACUAAGGGUCGAAACCUAAUGCACAUGAUGCAGCGUAAGAAUCUGUGCUAGUUAACAGCUGACGCAGUUUUCACACACUUAUUAAGUAGCAGAUGUGUUUGCAGCCAUCUGUGCACCCGUGAUGCUCGCCUCAAAUGAAGGUGAGGUCAGGCGCAUUCGUGGCACAUUGCAGGAAAGAACUGAAGCAAACAAAAAAUCGGUCUUAAAGCUACUGCAAAUUAACAAACGUUUACGACGCACUUGCUUUCUGUCAGAUUCUGCCCUAUGGAUAGCAAUAGCUUUGGCUAUUGCAGGUAAUGGGUGAUGACAACCCCAUUCCCUUUUUGAUGCAUUCAUGUUUGACUGCCGGUUUAGCUCAGCAGUCAAAGCGACCCAUGCACGCGGCGAUGCUCUUCUGCUGUCUCGCACCAAAUUAAUGCUGGCAACCUAAUUCACCUAACUCAGAUAUUGAAAUAGUCACCUGUUGGACAAACAUGAAUGAAAAACUUUCAGCAGUUUGGGAGUAUUACACAAAAACAUCAGUAUCAGUCAGCUAUCAGCUUAGUCUUAAUCGAGACAUCUGCAUUAGUACUACCCCUGAUUUUAACAAUCUGUGCAACUGUAGCCCAGGGACAUAACUUAAAAGAAAAUAACAUCUGUGUUCGCCCUGAACGACAGCUAUAAUUAACACACAUGUCCUUAAUGCACUUGCACUGUGUGUCUUUUGUUUUUGACCAUACUCUAUUAAACUAGCAAAAUAGAUCAAUCUGUUCGAAUAGGGCCCUGAGAAGUUUUUAACAAUUAGUCUGAGCAGAUCUAUAGUAGUACGAGACACGAACUGCAGAUGAGUGGAGCUCUGCGACAACAAAACAAGUUAUUCAAACAAAAGCCUGCUCUCAUUUGACAUUCCUGUAAGCAAUAGUUAGUGAUGGAAGUAAACGAUGGAGUUAUAGGAGUCAUCACAGACGGAUAAGAGUGUGCCAUAUCGCUAGAGAAACGCAUGAGAAUAAUUUCAAUAAUCCGCAGUCAUAGGAAAGAGUAGAAAUACAGUAGCUCUUACAUAGACACCAUUAGAGACAAACAGAAGCAGUAUGAUCAAAUGAUUUUCACUCACUUUAAUUUUUCUCUUAUAUCACCACAAGCAUUCAUUUCACAUUGUGCAAUCCUCCCUACAUUCCUGUCUUUUGUUUACUCCUUAUUUAUGUAAAUAAAUCUCUGCGACCCCUGCAGGGUCUUAUCCAGACCAUAGAACUGGUUAUUCCUCCCCUGUAUAUAUGAAGUCAUUGUCAUAAAGCUUUACUUGUGGAAAACAUAUUGCUUUACUUGUGAAAUCUCGUAUAUAUAUCUUUAUAUAUGUAUGUUAUCUGUAUAUAGAUAUAUAUAUGACUUAAAAAUGACAUGGUUUUCCUGUUAAUAAAUGUUAAUAUGAAUAGAGUGUUAGAGAAUGAAUGUAAGAAAUAAAUAUUAGUCUAUAAUAAAAAAAAUAUCUAUGAUUCUUAACACCAUAAUCACUGAAUAAUAUUGAAGAAUAUAUACAUAUUUCAUUCCUCUUUGUGGAGUUGUGUGUUGAGAAAGUUUCUUUUCUUGGUUAUAUCUGCUAUAUUAUUGUCAGUACAUUACAAUGUAUAGAUGAUAACCCUGGUCUUUGUUCAACCUGGAUAAUAGGCCUGAUCCCGUGUCUUAUCCCCCUCCUCUGUGAACAGAAAAGUGAGCCUGUGUUUUGUUUGUUGAAGGAUUAUAUUUUUAUUCCAAAAUGUUAUUUCCUUUGUUCAUUUCGAAAAAGGAGGCUCUUAAUCUGAAGAACAGCAGUCCCGUUUUGUUUCAUUGCUGAACAGGAAGUUUAUUUCUGAGACUUGUGCUUUGUAAAGCUUUGUUUUUUUACUUUACCGGUUGGUUUUCGUGAUCACAGAGUUCAUAUCAAAAAGCAUGGCAGUGUUGUUGAAUGUUAUGUUCAUGUGUGUUGGUAUACAGUGUUAAGAUAAGUAUGUGUGAGUGUGCGUGGAGUCAGAAUUGUUGGAUGUGUUUUUCCGGUAGCCUAUUUGUGUUGUUGUUUGCUGCAAAACAUGGCGACGGUCAUGAACACGUUGUCAUUAAAAUCUCUUCUGAAAGCACAGCCCCCCUCUCCCCCUCUCUAAAUUCUCUCAGGAAGCCAGAGCUACAUCACUCUCUGAGAUACAUAUUGGCUUACUGCUCCCCGGUCUCUGUCUGCUGGAAGUCUGCACUCCAUAUUACAGUGUAGAGAAAUAGUCUGAUAGGCGGUGUGUGUGAGGGGCUCUGUAACGUGUGAGAGGGUUAAAGAUACAACACUGCUGCUGCAGCAUCCAAUCAGCUCGUCAGGGUUUGAAAAAUCAGCUCCAAUCAGCAAUAUAAACGUUUCUGUAGGAUCAAACAAAGAGCAUUUUCUCCCCACACAUCACCACUGUGGGUUCGACUACUUCCACAUCCCGCUUUUGUUAUGACAUGUUAUCAGUAACCUUUAUGGUGAUGUUUGUUUUAUCAGGAGAUCCUCAUAGAAUAUGAUGGACAUCCUAAGAAUUUUAAUGAGACACAGAAGUCACAUUAAGAUCCUAUACAAAAAAAAACAUAAAGCACACAAAUGUGGGUUCACACAAAGUGGUUAAAUAUUAAGUGACUGCAGAAAAUAUGGAUGGCACAUCUUCGUCUUCUCCCAUUGUUAAAAGUGAAGCCAAAAUGCAGCAUAAUGAGUGCUGAUGUAUUGAACAUAUUCUGGAUUCAGAGCAAAAGUGAUCUGGCUUUUGGAGAUCUGGGGUUGACGUCAUUCUCUAGUCACUAAUCAAAACACACAGUUUAUUGAUGGAUAUAACGUCCCUCGGAUUGCUACAGUGUUUGCUACGUUGUCUGCAACCUGUUCAGGCAAACGCCGCACGUUGGCCCCCUCUGUGACAUUUAAUUGGGACAGAUGGUCCUGACUGUCCAGUGUUUCUGAAGUGAUGAGUUAAAGUGUCAGAUUUUACUGACUAUUCCUGCUUUUAAUAGAUAUGGACAUUAUGAAGAUCAAGAAAACUAAGCAUGAUCUGAAUGUUUUGAACAAAAUGACCCCCAUUAAGUUCUGCUGUGAUUGGUACUGCACAUAUGCAGAGAUUUGAAUAAAAUAAGGUGGGUCCUGCACGCUGUAUGUGCUCUGGGUUCAUGUUCACUUAUAAGGAAAACUUGGAGGUUGUAUGGGGGGUAGGUUUGGCCCCAAAGACGACCAAAUUUACUCCUACUGCUAAGAGUCUUGGCUUUACUUUUGGAGACCUGUCAUGCUGUCUGUUUUUUCUACAGUCUACAGAAAUAUUAUACUGUUUAGUAACUUUUUAAAAGCAGCUGGGAAAUAAAUCUUUCAAGCCCCAAAAGACAAUAGGAUCUCUAAAAAUUGUGUCUUUAAAUCCUUAUUCUGAUUUUGUCAUAAGAUGUUCUGGAAAUGUCAAAACUUGGGUUUUAAACUUACCUCCAAAAUUAAAAGUAUUUUGUGUAGGAUCUACAACAGUUUAACUCUUGAGUUAACUUUCUGAAAACCAAGUGGCUGAUUUCACAGUGACACUCUUUUAGGUGUACGGACACGUGAAAUUGAAGGUUUAUGUUUCUUCUCCGAGCAUCCUCUUUACGAUCCUUUCGUCAAACGACUCCAUCCUUCGCAGUCAUUGUUUGAACCUAUGCAACUCCCGAGCUUUCUCCCUGUAGCCGCCAAUGUGCUGUUGUGAUCGGUGAAGCCAAGCACCUCGUGAGAUCAGUCCUCGAUGUGAAACAGAUGCCCCUCAUUUCCUCUGUUGUUUUACCAAAAAUGAAAGUUGUCGAUUAUCUGAAACUAGUGAUUGUUUUUUGAGACACCUCUUUGUCUUUAUGGCCCAAACCUGCGUCAGAGCUGUGGUAUCGUGUGCUCCUUCUAUUUUUGUGAGAUAAUUAAAGAUUAUAAAGGGAUGGCAAAUAAAAUACAAAUGUGAAUGUCAACGUGUCGAGUAUUCAUUCUAAGAUAGCCUGGCCUUAGUAAAAAACUGUAUACGAUACUUUUUUAACGUUUUUGGAUCAUAAUAUUCACAAAGCUUUCAAGUAAAAGAGAUUAUUUCAUUCACCCUACUGUUUUAUGUUACACUGUCUAAAAGUUGUAAGAAAUAAUAUUUUUAAAGAGAAAUCUGAGUAUUAACCUGCUGCAGCUUCUUUUAGUCAUAUUUCUGCAUGGAGGCCUUUUCAUGAGAGCGUGAGAUCAGAUAAUCGAUCUGUCACAUUCAGACGUCUAAUGCACUAAUCCAGUUCUUAUUCUGAUCAGAGCAGGUUAACCUUCUCAGGUAAGACUAAUCAUUUACAUGCCCCAUUAAAUGUCAAUUUUUCUUUUCCUCCUUUAUUAUAUUUCAUUUAUUUUGACUCUAUUGAUGAGGAUGUCGCACGAAUUUAAUAUCAGCCAAAUUAAACUGACAGGACUGGAUAUGAAUCUUGUGUCAGGAUAUUACAAAACAUCAAUAAAGACUUCCUAGAUUUUAAUGAGUAAAAUGUCCAAGCGAAGUCUCUUAAAAAUACAGAAGUUUCACCUUUUUUAAGAGAUUUAUCAGGAGAAUCAGGAAGUCAUUAUUUUUGGUUUGUAAUAUCUUGAUUCAUAUCUGGACUGAAGCCAAACCUGACAAGACGGUUACAGCCGUGAAAAUGUGAGUUUUUGCAGUGUGAACAAACAUCUUUGGUGAUUUAAUUAAGUGAGGUUGUCUUGGUAAACACCAAAAAACACCUUUAAUUUUCUCACAGUGAGGAAAAACAGAUUUUACACAAAAACAAACCAUGAAGGGAAAAUGGAGUCCUGGAGUCCAAAACUUAUUGUUACGGCACAAAAGAUGUUCCUCAUUUUCUGUCUUUUUGUGGCAUUUUGUCAUAAAUUCAUGCAUGAAACAUUUAAUUAUAUAGUAUUACUGUUUUCCUUUAAGUGAUUUACAAGACAUUCAGAGGUUUUCUUAUCAUCUCCACACAGACCUGCAGAGGGAGCUCAGCUGCCACGCUCAGCGAGCUGCUGGGUCUGAAGCAUCUGCACAUUUCAGCGAGGAGGCCGAGAGGCAGAGGAUCCAGCAGAGGACUGCUCCACGUGUCGUAAAUAAACACAUGCUGCUGACAGAUGAAAGGAGUCCAAAAUACCACACGCUACCAGCUACUUCCAGCAACCAGCAUUUCAUACCUGUUAACCAAGUGUCUGAGUUUAGCCCAGUCACCUCUGAUGUCUUCCAGCUGGCCCCUUUUAAAAAAGACAGCAAGAUGGCAUUCAGCAGCUCCUCUUUUUCUUCAUCCCAUAAACCUGCUGAGACAUCUGAUGUUUUCCUCCAGGCGCCAUUUGGAAAGAGGCAGGAAACCACCAAAGCUGUUUCUAGUCACAUGUUUAAGUCUGGAUCACAGCAGAUCAGACCCAUCAAACACUGUCAGCUGGUCCAAGCAUCACUCGCUCCUGCUGCUCCUCACUCUCUGGGUGCGCGGCCUUCUCCUCCUCUUCCUCCUCCUCCUCCCCCUCUGCACCCCGAGGCCCCUCUUCUGCAGCAGCCUGUGGCCGUGCACAGGGUAGUCUCCAGGAUUGGUCAGCAGGCUGCCGUCGGUUCAGUGGCUGUGGGGCCUCUACACGCCUGGACUAUCGGGGGGAGAGGUCUGGAUGACCCGUUUACCGCCGCACCUUUUCAACCCAGGUGCUCUCAGGGGAAACCUUGAUAGUAGAAUGAUUAUUCAAAUAUGCCAAGUCAAAGAUUUUCUUUAGCUUAGAAGGAGCCGGAGUGCAGUUCACUUUCAGUUUCACCCAAAUUUUUAGUUUUGCUCCUUCCAUCGUGUCUGCAGUUUUAGAAUGAGUCAGUAAUCAUUGUAGCGAUGAUAAACUCUACCUCAGUCAUAUGAUCUGCUUAUAGUCCGCACCAACGGCGGAUCAGUUCAGCCCUACAUAAACAUUUCAUACUUGACUUCAUACAAACUUAGCAGAAAUCGGUUUCAUCACAGGUCCAAAGAAUCGCUGUGGUAGAUGAAUAUUUAUCAGAAAGCAUCGAUAUCCUCAACAAGGCUCUCUUUGUCUUUGUGCUGUUAGCAUGCUGAUUAACUUGGCAGUGAUUGAAAGUUUCUCAUGUUGGACAUAGUUCUAACAGUUUAUCAUUGUGUUUACGAUUGGAUUACAGAUUGUGCCUUAAACAAAGCAAACAAGUCUCUGGGCCGGUCAGUAUUCAGGAUCUGUGCUGCAAAAGAGCGCCAACAUUUAGCUGAAAGCCAAAGAAGUCUUUGGAAACUGAAAGUAACAGCGCAGAGAUUUUCGUUACACAAACACACAGUUAUUUACUUCAAACGGUGAUAUAUGUCUGAAGACGAGUUACACAAACUCCUUUUUGGUCAGCAGUGAGUGGUGCUGAAAUGCUUGGAUCUAAAAGGACUUAAAUGGUUUUAAAAUGAGUUUAACGGCUUCGUUGCUUCAUAAUAUUUUCCAGGUUGCUGCUGUUAUUUCUUAAAAAAAACUGCACCUAUUUUAUUGUAAUGAUAUGUUUAACCUGGUUAAUGUUGUUUGUAUUGAUCUCAGUAUUUUGAUUAUAACAUAUCAUGUCUUCUAUUCCCAUAUACCUUUGUUAGAGGGCAAAAAGUAUGAAAGACAGACAACAGCAUCAUGUCUAAGGGGUCAUCUUUUAGUAUGUGUAUCUCAAAGUGGAAAUGUUUCAUAUUAUGCUUUUAUUGUUCUUGGAGAACUUGUUACCUACCAUGCUGCCUUUGCUAACAGUAUUUGUGUAUUUCAUUAUCAUCAGGGUAUUAAUACUGGACAUGAGGAACGGUUGUAAAGUGAAAUUAAAAUCUCAUAAACGUGA